Dunckerocampus dactyliophorus (ringed pipefish) is the source of this 6461-nucleotide messenger RNA. RefSeq names its product family with sequence similarity 222 member Aa (gene fam222aa). NCBI's taxonomy places the organism in Eukaryota, Metazoa, Chordata, Actinopteri, Syngnathiformes, Syngnathidae. The transcript is spliced from 4 exons. The record is from RefSeq and is a predicted model, not a curated record. Bases 935 to 2491 code for a protein of 518 amino acids.
AUCAGGGCAGGACCGCCGCAUCCCGGAUCUGCCAGCCCUUUCAUCCAAAUUCAACAUUUUUGCUUUUUUCCCUGCUCCCUCCCGCUUUUUGGUUGCUGCACCUAAGAGAGCAUUACGGGGUACAAGCUCAGCUGGAGAUCCACAUUGUGGAUGUGGCUGCCAAAACACCUCCGAGGGGAAAGUGACGGACGGAGCGGAACCAAAUCACCGGGAUUUCAUUCCAUUUGACAUCUCCCGUGAGGAUUCUUCCUUUUUUUCACACUGUCUUAAUUUGUAUCAGGGUCCUUCUACAGAUAUUGCCUCCUCAAAUUUGAAUGAUCAUUCUAGGACCACUUCAAACCGAUGCGUAACAGCUGGGAUCUUUUUCUUGGAAUACCGGAAUACUGCGUAGCACAUAAAUCAAGCAUCCUGUUUUUUCCACUAACUGCUUCAUUUGCUUGGAAAUAGCUUGGAGAUAGACUAAAAGCAACCCAGGACCUUUCACUUUGCUCCCGAGGCGAGACGUCGAUAGCCCGAAGCGCACUUUGCAGCGCAAUUCUUCCUCCGAGGACCUGUUUUGCGCUGUCUGCCCCUCCACUAAAAUUGGCAGACGAACCGAGAAAAGGGCAAAAAGGCUUGUGAAGUGUUGGAUUUAAAUCGAUACGCCCGGAACAAGAAGAAGAGGAUAAAGUUGAUCUGCAUUUGACGUCGAAACUGCUGGAUUGGAGCAGAAUGAAGGUUUUCUAAUUGGGAGCACACAGCCUCCUCGGUGCUACAAAUCUGCAUGGAGCUCUAGCCUGCACUACGGAACAAUUUAUGGGUUUCAUGGCCAGGAGAUGUGCUUGACUGGCUGUGUGGAGCCACGCAGUGCACUGAGCCAGGCUUAGCAGCGCGACCCCCCCAGCACAGGUUGGCCGCAGAACUCCCCCGGCUGUCGUACCAUUCCCACCUCGCCAUGCUGGCCUGUCUGCAGAGGAGGCAGAACCCUCCACCCCAGCACCCAGUGUGUGUCAGCAAGAGCUUGGAGCCACCGCAAUCCCUUGGACACAAAUGUGAGCUAGUGGGGCCUACGCAUUCCCCCCGCUAUCCCACUGCGGCAGAACUUGAUGCCUACGCUCAGAAGACGGCCAAUAGCCCUCUGUCUAUCAAGAUCUUCCCCACCAACAUCAGGGUUCCCCAGCACAAGCACCUUAACCGGACUGUGAAUGGAUAUGACACCACAGGCCAGCGCUACAGCCCCUACCCACACCUCCACACUGGGGGCUACCAUGGCCUGCUUGCCAUCGUCAAGUCCUCUUCCUCCUCCUCAUCAUCAUCCACUUCUACUUUUGUCCCAUCAAAAGGUGUUCUCAAGAACUCCGAAGGCAGACGGACUAAGUUGUCUCCAGCCCACAUUGCUGUCGCCCCUUAUCCACCUAGUAGUAGCACUUUAGUCAGUGGCCCCAGCCAGAUGGUUUACCAAACUGGGCCCACGAAGCCUCCAGAGGGACCCGGGCUGUCGGUUCCUCCAAAUGUCACUGUAGCUGGCUCAGUGAUUCCUGUUGCAGGGGGACGUGGCCUCACCCUACCCGCACAGUCCAACCUCCCUUCCAUUCAAAGCAUCAUUUACCAGAUCAACCAGCAUUGCCAAGCUCAGGCUCUGCAGCAGGUGUGUCAGGGGGCACCACCUUCCAAUUCCAGCCCCUCCAAGCAGGGCACAACAGUCAUGGGGGUCUCCUCCAGCUCCUCAGGUGGAGGCUAUGUUGUGGGAAUGGGGCCACAGCCCAACAUGGUGUACACAGGUCCCAGCCUGCCGCCACAGAACACAGAGGGGGUAAAGAGUGGGGUGUACGCAGAUGGCAUGGACUACAUCCUCUGGCAGAAGCAGCAGCAGCAACAGCAGCAGCAGCAACAGGCCAUGCUCAGAAUGUACAGCGGGGGCAGUGGAGGGGGAGGAGCUAUCAGCAAGUCCCCUGAAAGCUGCAUUCCAGUUGGUGGGAUCAUGGCAGGGCAAGUGUCCUCAUCCUCGUCCAGACCUUACCACAUGACAGCAAGUGCCAGCGGCGGAGGCGGUAUGGACAAAGUCAGCUCCUCCCCUUUGAACUGUGUCGGCAUGCAUGGGAAUUUCUCAGUGGGUCAGUACUUCGCCCCGCCAUGGAACAGUGUCCUGGUGACACCCGACAGUGACUGCUACAACCCCCAGGAGCUUCUGGCCAGCUCCACAGGUGGGUCGGUCACAGGGCACAGAGAAAUGGGCUACCCGCACCAUCCCUAUCACCACCACCACCACCACCACCACCAUCAUCACCCUGCCAUCGACAGCGGAGGGCGUUUGUGCUGCAGCCUGCCCAGCAAGAGCAUGUGCAACACGUCUGUGCUGAGCAGCAGCUUGCAGUCUCUGGAAUACCUGAUUAACGACAUCCACCCACCCUGCAUAAAGGAGCAGAUGCUUGGCAAAGGCUAUGAGACUGUGUCGGUACCGCGCCUGCUAGACCACCAGCACGCACACAUUCGCCUCCCCGUUUACAGAUAGAGGCGCAAAUGAAUCACAGGAAUCAAGUAGUGAAUUUGUAAAGAAAAUCGAAAGUGAGCGUGUGCACAUUUGCUUUAAUAACAAGCCUCGCAAGAAGAGCCGUCGUCGUGCUGUGUGACCUGAUCUUUGGUGGUUUCAAGUCAGACAGUGUGAAUCCCAAAUAAAAGAAAGGCGCUAGUGAUUGCAAGUGGGAGAGAAAAGGGAUUUCAAGAUUCUCCUGAUGAUCCAUUGUGUGGUUUGCUAAUAGGAAUUUUGGAUUGAUUUGUUUUUCUGUUUCCCUUUUUUUUUGUUGCUGAUGUUUUACUUGCCUGAACUUUUCUCUCUUUUUGUUAUUUUUCUGAUGGAAUCAUAGCUUGACAUGAAGUACAAACACCACUUGUACCCCCCUCCCCACCUUACAAAUACUAAGGAUGAAGCUACUGUGUAGGUUGUCACUGAAAUAAAUGGUCUUACAAGGACCAAAGAUUAGGGCUGCUCACAGCAUCCAAAACCGUAAGCAGACACGUGCAAAUGGAUGGAGACAGACUCAAUGAAAUUAUAGGCAGGACUCUAGUGUUCAAGAAUCAUCAAGUCAGAUUAGCAAAUGAUAGUUAAUGAUUAUUGAUGUUUUAAUUGAUACAUAAAUUGCACUGCUUGAAUCUUGUUAACUUUGAAGUUUGGAAUUGGGUAGUUUGGAUAUUAUAUAUUUAAGAAACUUGAAAAACUUGAACCUAUUUUAUGUUGUUUUAUAUAUUUGUAGGUAUAUUAUAUGCAUUGGCUGCUAUGGGGAAAGGUGUCUCUAAUGCUUUUUUUCCACUUGGUUUGUAUGAUUUUAAUAUUCCUCUUCAAGCUAACGUGCAGUUUCUUAUGUCCUGGUUUGAGGCAUAGUCGCUGCUUUGGUUCUGUAAGAACCUACUGUGUGAGAGAGCUUGUUCUUCUAACACUGGACAAUUAUGAAGGAGUGUUCUGGCCAUGCUGAAAAGAAAAAAUAACAAUUACACUAGUAAUGUUGCGAGAAUAAAGUUGUAUUUGUUUCACGUCAUAAUCUUACCAGACUAAAGUUGUAAUAUUUCAAUUAUAAAAGUAUCCUUUUAUUUAUAUGACGACUGUUGAGGCUCUUGCCAAGUUACACGUUAAGUCUCAGUUUCAUCAAAAAUGAAAUGAAAUAGUCAGUGUUUGGCACAUCAACAUCAUAAGCAGUAUGUUUUGUUUAAUGUCACUGCGUAAAUGUGUGUUCCUGCACAUGCUGAAAUCUCUUUUGUUGGGUUUAUUAGACCAACAUUACUACUUUUUUCUCGAACACAGUCGUCCCUUGCCACAGCGCGCUUUGAAUUUUGUGACUUCACUCUAUCACGGUUUUUCAAACAUAAAUUAAUUAAUAAAUCAUACUGUUUUGUAGAAUACAGCCUAUUUGUCUAAAAAUAUGCAUAUUUAAACACAUUGUGUGUAUUUUUUGCCUAAAUUAAGGAAUGUCAAGCAUUAAAAUGGUUAAAUGAAAUAUAGAUAUAAGCCAUUAAGAAGACGAUGAAAUUGUGAAUGUUGUAUUUUAUGUUGGUCGUAAAGUCACAGGGAACACAUUUAGUGCAACACACACAAGUCUUAUUUACAUUUUAUAUGAACUAUACUGGGUAGUACAAAUGUAAAGGUGACUAUAGGGCUGUUAUUUCAUGUCUGGAGGGCGCUAAUAAUGUUAAAAACCGUAUUUAGAAGAUUUUAAACAGGUUUUCUAUGCCAUAGCUACAAAAUAAUUCCAGUUAUAAAGAACGAAUCCCACUCUGCAGAAAUUCACUCAUCACGGUCGGGUUUGGAACCAGUUUAGCGUGAUAAAUGAGGGAUGACUGUAUUAGAAAAUCUUUUUCUUUUCAGUGUUGCCAUAAUACUCCAUUGUAACAAUAAAUCUUGAAACACUUAUUUAAAAGGAACAUAUGAAACGCAAGAGAAAGAAAUGUUGCAAUGACGAAUGUGACUGGAAGGUUGCCAACAUAACCAGACAUGUACGUUUGAUUAACGCAGGUAUGUGGUCGAGUGUAUGCGCGCGCAGAUGUGUAUGUCUGCGUGUGUGUGUGUGAGAGAGAGUGUGUGCGCGCAUUGUAGCUCUUCAAAAUCCUCAGACUUUUUUAUUUUUCCGUGUGUCAUUUCAAGAUUUCUACCACAGUCCUAUAAACAUAUCUGAGUAAUGUACAGAUUUUGCUCCCUUUUUAACGGAGGCUCGAGUGACUCCUUUCAAAGUGUAAGUGUGUCACGUCUGCCUUCUCUGUCAGGUUUUAUCAUAAACUACAGAGAAAUAAGCUGAGAAAGACGUGAGUCCUAUUUGGGGAGAUACUAUUCACUCCUCUUGCAAAUAAAAAUGAAAACAAUCAUUUGCUCUCUUCUGGCGUCAGAUGAAAAGAGACAAGGGUCACUGCUUUUCCUUGUUCGUUUUAGCCCCUGGUAGGGAUGCAUUUAGCCUGGGCCGGUCUUAACCAGAUGAUUCAGAGCGGUGAAAUAUUUAUUAUGACUGUGAGAUUCCCUUGAAUGUACUGCACUUAAAUUACUGCGAUGUUUUAUUGCCUUCUGGGAUUCAAGUGAAAGAGGAAAAAUUGGAUCAGUGCAGCAGACCUCUGGUCUUGAAAUUAGCAUUUCUUUUGUCAGUGGAAUUUCAAUGCUAAAUUGAAUUUAUUAAAUAAAGAGACAGAUGGAGCUUUGUUGUGGGGAAAUACUGGCAUCAGUCUAGAUUUAUGAAGUGCAAUUAUUAUGACUGUAUGAACAUUUUUUUCUCUGAGCUUACACCAAAAAAAUGUAAACUACAGUUGUCAAUACAUUCCCAAUGUACCACAUCCCAAAUCCCUAUCCUUUUUAUUUUGGUUUUGUUUUGAGGUGUAAAAUAAAUCUCUUUAAGAAUAUAUCCACAGGCCACAUCUUGGCUUUGCCGUCUGUCAUUAUUUUUUUUUUAUGUCGUUGUCCUUUAGAUCCUGAACCUUUACUGUAAAAACAUUAUUAAAGUCCUCAUCUUGAAUCCUGAGGGGAUCUAAAUACUGAAAAAAUGAUCAAUCCCCUGACAAUGUGAUGAAUUUCUCUUCCAAAUACAGAAGCAAAUAAUCUGUCCUGAUUUGAGCUGUUUUCCCCUCAAGACAACCAAAGUAAAUCUUGUCUAUGAGCCUUAAAAUGUGAGCUAUUAGUGUUUAUGGACCCUCCACUGUCAUUGAGGUCCUGACAGCCUGAAGAACACCAAGCCCCUUGGCUUAAAUUUUGCACAGUAAGCCUCCUUAACAUUCCAAUGAAAAAAAAAAAACUCAUGUUGUUUCAACAGCUUAAUGCCCCAGUCGUGGUCUGAUUCCGCCAUAUUUUCUGACUUGUAGAAAUAUUUUGACAGAUUUACAGAUACAUCCCAUCCCUAAAUCCCCUCCGUGUGGCUUCUGCAUCCAAGCAUUAAACCCUGUCACAUGAUGUUGGAGUCAAGAGCUGACACUUGAAGCAGCGGAGAUUGCGGUGUCUGGCCUUUCCCACCAGUGGAGGUCUGGGGCAACCGUCCUCUCAGUAAUGGGAGUAUUGGGUGACAGUGCCAGUGGAGAGUAUUCAGUCGCACAGAAGCUUGAAAUCAAACCCUUUUCAAAGAAAUGGAUUUCCUGUAAGGAACACAGAGGAGUACCAUCAUUAGACGGGCAAGAUUUGUUCAUUCACAAAGUUAGCACACCCCAUUCCCAAAUACUUGCUGACUUACAAGUUGAACCUUUAGAGACUGUAGUAGUUUAACAUUUUAGUAUUACUGUCAUGCAAGAAAAGAGACCAUAUGGAUCCCCGCAAAUUUGUACAUUUUUGGUGCCAAAAAAGUGUACAUUUUUCCUCUGAAAAGAGGCCUUUUUCUGCAGAAAACACGUCUUUCAACCUAAGGAAUUAUAAAUACGUGGCGAAACUCAUCCAACCCCGCAGCUUUUCCCCUGAGGAGUCUUUUUGACUACCUAAAGAUACCUCAGCUACGGUGAUGGACCUGUCCGCAUUCGUGUCCUCAGAC